AUGAGGUUCUGGUGCCUGUUUCGAGGGAACGACGGUUGGUUUUUCGGGGCGGAGGUCCGCGACGAGGAAUUCGAUUCGCCGAGCUUGUCGGAUAGGGAUGGCGACGACGACGACGACGACGACGUUGUCGACGAUGGCGACGACAACGACAACGACUCCGAUACGUCGUCCUGGUCGUUGGCUUCCGACGACAGUUUGCGGAGGGCUAAGGAAAACUUGGCGUCAAGGUUGGAACAGUUGCUGACUGAAAGGAGGGCUAUGUUGACCGUGAGGGAGGAGGGGGGGAGGGCGGCGGCGAACGUCGAGGCGGAGGUUGCGCAGGCGGAGGUGGCGGAUGCGGCUGGGCUGGAUGUUUCGGAGGUUUCCGGUAUUUCGGAGGCCUCCGGUAGUUCUGAGGAUCUCCCGAUGCCAGCGAGGAAGAGACCGAAACUGGAGCCGCGGUUGUCGUCGGAUUCUUCCUCCGAUUCGUCGGUGCGGUACCUCUACACGGAGAACUACGAUCCCGACUCGGACGACUCAACGAUCAAUUGGAAGGGCAUAUUCGCGAGUCAACCGACGACGUCUGACGACUUGGCCGAGGAGGAGGACGAAGAGUUUCGGGCCUUUCGUCGUGGGUCUUCCUCGGAGGAAGAGAUACCGGAGUGUAUGCUGGUCUCGGGGUCCAGUGAGGAUUCAGACGGCGUCGUGUGA
Cyphomyrmex costatus is the source of this 690-nucleotide messenger RNA. RefSeq names its product transcription initiation factor TFIID subunit 11-like. Lineage: Eukaryota; Metazoa; Arthropoda; Insecta; Hymenoptera; Formicidae. The record is from RefSeq and is a predicted model, not a curated record. The transcript has a single exon. Bases 1 to 690 code for a protein of 229 amino acids.